Zea mays is the source of this 371-nucleotide messenger RNA. Its product is annotated as IST1 homolog. The record is from RefSeq and is a predicted model, not a curated record. Gene Ontology annotation, biological process: protein transport. Lineage: Eukaryota; Viridiplantae; Streptophyta; Magnoliopsida; Poales; Poaceae. The transcript is spliced from 2 exons. Bases 20 to 244 code for a protein of 74 amino acids.
CAGCAAGACGUCGCUGCGGAUGGCGGUGGGCCGGAUCAAGCUGCUGCGGAAUCGCAAGGAGGUGCAGGUACGCCAGAUGCGUCGCGAGGUCGCGCAGCUCCUCGAGGCCAACCAGGACAUGACCGCGCGCAUCAGGGUUGAACAUGUCAUAAGGGAAGAAAAGUUCAUGCAAGCAUAUGACUUGAUUGAAGUAUACUGUGAACUUAUAGUAGCACGUCUGUCCAUUAUUGAUUCACAGAAGUAAGGCAACCUUUUCUUUCUAUUAUGCAAACCUAUAUUUGUUGUUCCAUGAUUUUAGUUGUAUAGUUUUGUUUCUUGAUCUGAGGUUAUAGAAGCAGCGGCGGAGCACAGCCAACAAAUGAGGUAUGGCA